AUGGCAAGCAAUAAAAUAGGCAGUGGAACAUCGAGCGUGAAUUCAUUGACGGCACCUCAAACAACGAAUGCCAAAGAAAAGUCACGUGUUUGGAAAGAUAUUUAUUCAAAACUUCGUAAAAACAAACAAGACCUCCGAAACGGUUAUGCUUUUGGAAAGAAACCGCCCAACUAUAGCGAUCCAUCCCCGAGUUUGUCACCAGCCAUUAACGCUAAAUCUCCUGCAUCAACAACGUCAAGUAAAAGCAAAUCAGUUUCCGCAUCCUCCUCGUCAAAUCCUAGUUCCGAUUCUCCUACUAACAUAUCGGCUAUCAAGCUUUUCCAGAAUAGCGACACUCAAACGGAAGACAUGAAGAAGGAUACCGACAUGAUAGACGAGUGUAUAAUGUCGCUAGCGCUGGCUUGUAUAAUUGUCCUCCCUAUGGCAAUUAUUGUCGUUCUUGUCGGUCUAGCAACACCAUAUUGGUACAAUACAGGAACGGGAAACCUUGGACUUUUUCAGAUGUGUUACACAACUUCAGGGGCUUGUGAAACUGCGAAUUCCUUCUUAUCCACCGUUUCCUCGACAGCUCAGGAGACAUGGAGAGUAGUGUCCAGUUUGACCGUGGUAGGAACUUCUCUGUUUCUCGUCGCACUCAUCUUCCUCUGUCUCUAUAUGUCCUGUAAGCGAAUCGACAACAAGAAGAUAUGUUGUGGAGUUAUUAUCUGCUUACUGUUAUUGACAGGGGCUGGGUGCGUGAUCAGCGGAAUGGCACUUGCGAUCUCCUUAUACACACAGAUUGGUCAGAACUAUAUCCUGGAAUGGUCUUUCUACCUCGCUGCCGUCGGAGGCAGCAUCGGAUUUAUUGCUUUCGUUCUUUUCGCCGUCCAUGUUUGUUUUCUUGUCAUAGACUAA
This is a messenger RNA of Ylistrum balloti, 894 nucleotides long. RefSeq lists its product as uncharacterized. NCBI's taxonomy places the organism in Eukaryota, Metazoa, Mollusca, Bivalvia, Pectinida, Pectinidae. The record is from RefSeq and is a predicted model, not a curated record. The transcript is spliced from 3 exons. The coding region runs from base 1 to 894 and encodes 297 amino acids.